This is a messenger RNA of Ectocarpus sp. CCAP 1310/34, 3074 nucleotides long. Lineage: Eukaryota; Phaeophyceae; Ectocarpales; Ectocarpaceae. The record is from the annotation of a GenBank genome assembly.
UCUUCUCACCCCACGCAACACAACACCACAAUCACCAACAAGACUGCGAAUAAGAUGAAGACGUCCUGCCUCACCAUCGCCGCGUUGACCCUGGCGAGCGCGGCCGACGAGAAGCGCGACUGGCGCGCCGAAGGCGACCAGAAGAUCAGCGACCUCAAGAAGCAGUACGAGCACAUCUCCACCGACGAGGCCCGCAACGUUAUCCUCUUCAUCGCCGAUGGAAAUGGCGUCAACACCAACUACGGCACCCGUCUGUUCCAGGGCCAGAUGAACGGCGGCUACGGGGACGAGUUCGAGCUCUCCCAUGAGAAGAUGCCCUGGGCCGGCCUGGUGAAGACGUACAACGUGAAUGCACAGACCCCCGACUCUGCUGGCACAGCGACUGCGAUGAACACUGGCCACAAGACCAAGGCGGGGGUGAUCGGCGUUUCCGAGGACGUGAUCCGUGGAGACUGCUCCACCCUGCCCGGCAACGAGCUGGAACUUAUCGCUCAGCAGGCGAAGGCAAUGAACAAGAAGGUCGGCGUCGUAUCUUCCGCCCGCAUCACCCACGCCACCCCAGCCGGCGUAUACGCGAGAAGUGUCGACCGCAAUUACGAAGCAGAUGUGCCCGAGGGAUGCACGGAGCAGGUCGACAUCGCGCAGCAGCUCCUCCUGUCGAUGGUGGGAGACGACGCCUGGGUUGAUUUCGCCGCGGGCGGUGGCAAGGCUAACUUCUAUAACGCCACUGAGCUCGACGCGAUGGGAGAGUCCGGCAACCGCGUGGAUGGUCGCGAUCUCAUCGCCGAGGCUAGCACCGCCGGCGUCAUGACGGCGCAGACCAAGGACGAGUUCAUGGCCCUCGACUUCGAAGACGGGGAGGGAAAGGUGCUCGGCUUGUUCACCGCGAGCCACCUGAGCUACGACCACGACCGACUCUCCGAGGGCGAAAGUUCCCACGAGCCGUCCAUCAUGGAGAUGACCAAGGCCGCCAUCGAGUUUCUUUCCAAGAACCACGACGGGUACUACCUGAUGGUUGAGGCUGGCCGAGUUGAUCACGCCACCCAUGCCGGAAACAUGCACCGCACGUUCCAGGAUGGAGUUGCGUAUCAAGACGCGGUUCAGUACGCCAUGGAUAACACCGACCCGGCCGAGACCCUCAUCAUCUCUACCGCCGACCACGGCCACGCGAUCGCCUACAACGGCUAUUGCGGACGCGGCUCCCCCGUGACCGGUCUGUGCAUGGAGAUUGAUCCGACGGCCACGAUGCACAUGGGAGUGCCUAACUAUGCCUUGGACGGAUCUACUUACACGGUCGUUUCCGUCGGCAACGGACCCGGCUCCAUCCUCUAUGAGGGCGAUGAGGAGGAGGCGGGCCCUAACCUGGGCGAGUUGUCCGAGGACGGUGUGUUCAUGCGACCAAACGUGACCAAUGAUGAAGCCACCGACCCCGACUACGUACAGCAAUCGCUCGUGCCUUUGAGUUCCGAGACCCACUCUGGCGCUGACGUGGCCGUGUACGCUCAGGGCCCGUGGUCGCACCUUAUGGUCGGCACUGUGGAACAGACCCACAUCUACGACGUCAUGUGGUACGCCAUGACCCAUGGAUAGACUCAGCGCUCUGACCCAUGGAUCAACUCAGCGCUCGACGGUCGGGCUGUUGUUAAAAUUUUGGGUUAACAUUUUUUGGAGUGGUGUCCGCCUGUCCAUGCCAACUGAUUGGGAGCACAACGCUCCGUUUAUUAUUUUGAAAGUGAUUCCCAGUACAGCUCUCAAGGACUCAAGGACAUACAUAGUCUAGACGGCACAGGAAUCCUUUGGAAAGAGUGCUUCCGCAGAAUGAUUCUGUCGGGUAACCGCCGUAAAUAUGGGUUUUCUUGUGGCGCGCCGGUUUUCUGUUGAACUUUGCUUUGUGUACAACACACUUCUUGAGGACUUUUGAGAGUAGUUGGAUGGGCGCAGCAGCUGGGGACAACGAGCAACCGGCAGCAGCCUGCUGCACCAGGGUUCGAGACCAACUGCAACGUUAUCGACGUCGAGAAUUUCAAUUAUUUCGGGCUAUGUGAUAUUUGUACGUUCGUCCUAUAAUUUACGACCUCACACAUGGUUCGUUUCCGAUUGGCAGUUUCCAUUGUUUGUUGUCGAUUGGCGGUAUGAUAGGGUUUGGUAGUCUUCGUUCUUCCGUCCCUUCUUGCAUUAUUUUCCUAUCUAUGUAUGUCUUGCACACAACUGUCCUUUGCAAGGCCCGAGCAUGAGAGUCCUUCUGAGAGGAAUAUUAUUCUUUUGAGCCAUGUGAGCGUGCGUUUUGCCAUUCAUUUCGCGGCGGUGCUAGCCGUGGUUUUCGGGGUUUGUGGUUACCUUUCACCCUCUCCGACCCUAGGAUCCGCCUCUGGUCCGUUUUGUUUCGUGGACUUCUUUCAGGGUGGUGGUGGGGGAGAGGGGGGGGAGAGAGAGUUGAUACGACAGCUCGUGUUGAUUCACAGGUACCGUAGUAUUGAUGUAUCGAGAGAGUUUAGGUAGGCAGUAUCCAUUUUUUUUCGCCGUCUUGUUGGAUUUGCUCGUCGUUUGUUGCGUAAUUCCUUGGUUCACCACGUAUCGUACCUUUAGAUGUACUGUUAAACAGCAUCAGGAAUACAUGUUCUCACACCUUGCGUCGCAAAAGAGCUCAGCAUUUGGCCCGCGACAGUCGGAAUCAGUAGCAUUUGGUGGUCUCAUAUCCGAACGCGAGUGCCGCACGCACCAUAGUAGCCUACUCUGCCAGCCCUCCAGUGCAUGCCAACCUGUAGCACCGUCCACCUCACAUCAGAUGUGUUUGGGCCAGGAAUAGGGUAUGAAAAUAGCUGCCCGUGUGCCCACGGCUGCUUCUUUCCUAGUUGAUUUUUUUUCUUCAAGUGCCGUUUGUGUCCUUGUUUGUGUACGAUGGCGUCACACGAAGAAACGCACUACUACAAUUGUUCGUAGGGAGGAGUACUGCAGAAGACUCCGAAAUCCCCUCUCGUUUCAAGUGCCGUUUGUGUCUUGGAACGAUGGCGGCGUCUCGAGCUGAGCAUGGGUAUCGGAAAGAAGGUGGUACAAAUAUGUGCUGUUGUCUUCAC